AGGUUGAGUUCAGUGAGUGGGUGUGUCAUCAUCGUCACUGACUUCUGCUUCUGGAAAUUAGUUCAUAAGAAUCGUUCGUUUAAUUAGGUCACCCAAUCAAAGAGAACCCUAACGCUAAAUUCAGUUGACAUUGUUGAAGCAUGGAUUCUCAGGUUGCAGUAGCUCUUGCUCUUUCACUUGUUGGUGGUGUCAGUACUUCUAUCGGUGCGCUUUUUGUGAUUGUCAAUCAAGCUCCCAAUCUGAAGAUGCUCGGGUUACUACAGGGUUUUGCUGCUGGUUUGAUGCUCAGCAUAUCGUUCUUUGAUUUGGCUCACAAUGCUUUGAACUCACUGGGCUUCUUGAAAGGCAACCUUUGGUUUUUUGCUGGGGUGAUAUUCUUUGGUGUUGUGGCCAGUUUUAUCCCAGAGCCAACUCUUGCUCCCACUUCUGAUGUCAAGGGCAGAAAGAAAAAUGGGGAUGAUGGAGGCAAGGAUACUUUGAAAAAGCAUCGCCGGCAGGUUUUAUUCAGUGGAAUUGUUACAGCCGUAGGCAUAAGUUUGCACAACUUUCCAGAAGGAAUGGCAGUAUUCCUUGGAUCCAUGAAGGGCCUCCGUGUUGGCAUCAACUUGGCAUUAGCCAUUGCUUUGCACAAUAUCCCAGAGGGUGUUGCUGUUGCACUUCCUGUUUAUUUUGCGACACAAAGUAAAUGGCAGGCAUUCAAAUUAGCAUCACUUUCUGGCUUCGCUGAACCCCUGGGAGUGAUAAUUGUAGCCUAUCUAUUCCCUAGCAGCUUAAGUCCUGAGAUUCUAGAAGGUUUACUCGGAUCAGUUGGUGGAGUUAUGGCCUUUUUGACCCUUCAUGAAAUGUUGCCUCUGGCUUUUGAUUAUGCGGGACAAAAGCAGUCUGUUAAGGCUGUCUUUUUGGGAAUGGCUUUCAUGUCUGCAAGGUGGGAACGACUUCUUCUCUUUUCUGAAUGUCACUAUUUCAAGUCUCAUUGUGACGUGUCUUAUGAUUCUAUCACUCGUUGCAGCAAAGUUCCUUCAGAAGGAAUCUGAGAGUGCAAAAGGACAGUAAUGCACAGUUAAUCUGUCUAGGAUAGCAAUUUAUCAGACAUCAGUGUAGAGGGAGGCAUUCCACCUAUGAUUGUGGAUUUUCCUAUAGACUAAUGUACAAAAAAACAAGAAUAAGAGUAUUCCCUCUAAUUCUUUAACCUACCCACCUUGUAUACUGUGUAUCAUCAACGAAUAUUGGACUUUAAAGUUGCACAAUUUGCUGAUA
Vigna radiata var. radiata (mung bean) is the source of this 1257-nucleotide messenger RNA. Its product is annotated as zinc transporter ZTP29. Gene Ontology annotation, cellular component: membrane. Gene Ontology annotation, biological process: zinc ion transmembrane transport. The record is from RefSeq and is a predicted model, not a curated record. Lineage: Eukaryota; Viridiplantae; Streptophyta; Magnoliopsida; Fabales; Fabaceae. The coding region runs from base 141 to 1034 and encodes 297 amino acids. Gene Ontology annotation, molecular function: zinc ion transmembrane transporter activity. The transcript is spliced from 12 exons.